AUGCUUCCUCUCGGUCUUCUCACGGCCGCUCAAGGCCACCCGAUGCUGGUGGAGCUGAAGAAUGGCGAAACCCUCAACGGCCACCUCGUGACGUGCGACAACUGGAUGAACCUGAUCCUCCGCGAAGUCGUGCAAACCAGUCCUGAAGGCGAUAAGUUCUUCAAAUUGCCCGAAGUUUACAUCCGAGGAAACAAUAUCAAGUACCUCCGAGUCCCAGAUGAAAUCGUCGAUAUCGUUAGGGAACAACAGCAGAACCAACCACAAAACCGACGGGGCGGACAUGGUCGAGACGGUGGGCGUGAUCGCGGCCGUGGUGGUGGUCGUGGAGGCCGGGGUCGUGGUCGUGGCCGUGGCGGACCCGUUGGUGUAUAA
Penicillium angulare is the source of this 372-nucleotide messenger RNA. Its product is annotated as U6 snRNA-associated Sm-like protein LSm4. Gene Ontology annotation, cellular component: spliceosomal tri-snRNP complex; U6 snRNP; P-body. Lineage: Eukaryota; Fungi; Ascomycota; Eurotiomycetes; Eurotiales; Aspergillaceae. The transcript has 3 exons. The record is from RefSeq and is a predicted model, not a curated record. Gene Ontology annotation, biological process: spliceosomal snRNP assembly; P-body assembly; nuclear-transcribed mRNA catabolic process. Gene Ontology annotation, molecular function: U6 snRNA binding. The coding region runs from base 1 to 372 and encodes 123 amino acids.